Molecule: messenger RNA, 1383 nt
Organism: Nannochloropsis gaditana CCMP526
Gene: RAD54L
Product: DNA repair and recombination protein RAD54 and RAD54-like protein
Exons: 2
Biological process (GO): double-strand break repair via homologous recombination; reciprocal meiotic recombination
Cellular component (GO): nucleus
Molecular function (GO): ATP-dependent chromatin remodeler activity; ATP binding; DNA translocase activity
Source: RefSeq, a predicted model, not a curated record
GGCUUGGGCAAGACGCUACAAACCAUCGCCCUCCUAUGGGCCCUGACCAGACAGUCCCCUUUCCAGCACCGGUACGCCGACGUGGAAAAAGCCGUGGUCGUCUGUCCGUCCUCUCUCUUGAACCAGUGGGCCGCUGAACUCAAGAAGUGGCUACAGGUCCGGCUCUCCUUCAUGGUCGUCGACUCCGCCAUGGGGAAAGCACUCGGGAAAGGGGAUGCCAAGGAGCAGGUCAACACCUUCUGUACUUCCUCGGGGCAGCAUUCCACCGUCCUUUUUAUCUCCUACGAGGGGUACCGCAUCCACGCGGCGGCUUUGAACGCUUGCCAACAGAUCGGUCUCUUGAUCUGCGACGAGGCACAUCGGCUCAAGGAGGGGGCCAGCAAAACUCUGGUCGCCUUGGCCGCCUCCCCGGCACAAGCGAGAUUGGCCCUGACGGGUACUCCUGUUCAAAACGACUUGGAGGAAUUUUACUCGCUGGUUGAUUUCGUCAAUCCCGGCGUCCUUGGCCCUCUAUCCAGCUUCCGAUCCAACUAUAUCUCUCCUAUCCUUCGCGCCCGCGAUCCCAAAGCCUCUUCUGUGACAAAGCAAUGCGGCGAGCAACGUACUCGUGAGGUCAUGGCCCUGGUCUCUCGCUUCUUUCUCCGACGCACCGCCGCUGCUGUCCUCAAGACCCUUAUUCCUCCCAAGACGAGCCUCGUCGUUUUCUGCCGACUGGCCCCGGUGCAGCGAAAACUCUAUCAGGAGGUGGUGAGGAUUGGGCUCAUGCCGGGUGUCAUGGGACACGAACCGGCAGUGGCCUCUGCCUUGGGCUUGAAGAUGAUUGAUGCACUGCGCAAAAUAUGCAACCAUCCAUGUUUUUUUUCAACGGAAGUGUCCCCUGAAAGAAGUGAGGACAUCGGGCGCGAAGGGGAAGGAAGAGGAGGUUUAAGCGAAUCGGCAAUAAUUAAAAUUUUGCGGACGACGAGGUCUAAUUCUGCGGCGGAUUUAGAUGAGGACAAGAAAGGCGGCAGCAAGUCGGGAAAGAUGGGCGGGGGAAAGAAGUCUGCGGGGGGGCAAACGAGAACGAGCUUGCGUUGUCCGAUUGGCAUGUCAGGAAAAUUGGCGGUGACAGAGGAGCUCCUGGAAGCUAUUUACGCGCAAACAGCUGACCGCGUGGUGGUCUGCUCUUCCUACACACUUUCCUUGGACAUGCUUCAGGACCUAUGCCAGGCGCGAGGAUGGCACGUCCUCCGCCUGGACGGCUCAGUCUCAAUCUCUCAGCGACAUGGGCUUGUGGAAGCUUUCAAUAGGGGCGCCGGUUGCCCGGCGCGGGAGAAGGAGGAUCCAUUCGUGUUUCUACGUACGUGUCACUGGGUGGGAGGGGCAAGACGGCUACGGACUUGA